GGUAGGCGUAAUAGGCGGGAAGGUUGGAGGAGGAGGAGGAGGCGGAGGCCGCCUCAGGGCAGCGGGCUGUUCCGCCAAGGCCCCCGUCUACACAACGUUUCAUACAGUUCGGCAGCCAGGCAACAAACGCCCAUCAAAUCAAAGCCCUUAAUGUGCCUCAGGGCUCUCAACACCAUCUGGGCCACAAACUGGUUACAGAAACAACGCUCAGAAAAAAGGGGAAUUCCAGACAUGAGACAAUCAGGGCCAGGCCAGCUAACACCUCCCUACAAAGGAUUCCCCUAGGAAGGAAUCAAUCAGGCCUUGAAGCAGCAAGGCUUUUCAGUGCUACCGUGUUUCCCUGAAAAUAUGACAGUGUCUUAUAUUAAUUUUUGCUCCCAAAGAUGUGCUAGGUCUUAUUUUCAGGGGAUGCCUUAGUUUUCCAUGAAGAAGAAUUCACAUGUAUUGUUGAACAAAAGAAUGAACAUUUAUUAUAUACUGUACAGUAGUUGUCAUCACAAACCAGCAUAACCAGACAAACUGAAUCCUAUCAAGAAUUUCUUGUUACUACCAAUAUUUCCAUGUGCAACACUCUAUGGUGCUAAACUAGCUUGAUCUAAGUGUUGUGUUUAGUUGAACAAAAUGAAAGUGAAAAUCAAGAGCUGGCAUGGAGUUGCCUCCUGGCUCUGGGUUGCCAAUGAUGAGAAUUGUGGCAUUUGCCGGAUGGCCUUCAAUGGCUGCUGCCCAGAUUGUAAGGUGCCUGGAGAUGACUGCCCGCUGGUGUGGGGUCAGUGUUCACACUGCUUCCACAUGCAUUGCAUUCUCAAGUGGCUUAACUCCCAGCAAGUCCAGCAGCACUGUCCAAUGUGCCGACAGGAGUGGAAGUUCAAGGAAUAAUGAGGUCAAGAUUUCUCCCUUUUUACGGAUUUCAUAUCCUCUUCUUGUAGCUUCAUGGAGAGUCAUCCUUCCUACCUCUUCCUCAAGCCUGGACAUUUUACUUGCUCUUAUUGUAUUGUAUUGUAUUGUAUUGUAUAUCGUAAGCCUUCCCAUAAACUGAAUCAAAAGAAGUGCAGGAACUGUAUGCUAUUUGUGAGAAGGUCAGAAUACUGAACAAGAAAAUAUAAUGAUAGUUUAUUUUGAUAUAUGCUAGAUAUUAUCUAGACCCCUCUUGUAAGAUUUGAGAGCUUGUGUCUUGGUGAAUCGUCUGAAACUCUAGUUUCUAGGAGCUGUGUCUCAGCUGCAUGAAUGUUUAAAAGAAAAUAGUUUCAAAACAUUCUUCCUAUUAAACAUAUUCCCUUGUUAGAUUUUGAAAUAUGGAGCAUCUAAACUUCCUUUCCAUUGCUAUGUUUUGUGUUUCAUGUAUUGCUGCAACCUUACUGCCAGUCUGAUUUCCUGGCUCUGUAGCACAGCCUGCACUUGACCAUUUAAACCACAAUUCUGUUUAUAUUUGAGCCAGUCCAAAAUUACCAGGAUGCAGACUUCACAAAAUCCCAUAAUUGUGCAUGGACCUAAGACAAAAAUUGUGCUAGAGAUUACAGGGAGGAACUAGGAUUUGUGCCCGCGUCUUGCUGCAUAGUUGGCCUGUAGUCCAAUAAUAUGUUUGUUCCCAGAAGGCUGUAAUGCCAAGCACUUUUGUUGCCAAAAGCUUGCCCACAGUCUUAGUGAGGCCACUUGUACUGUGGGUGAUUCCAAUAAAUGUUGUGAUUCAUUGCC
This is a messenger RNA of Anolis carolinensis (green anole), 1692 nucleotides long. It is a transcript of the gene anapc11, whose product is annotated as anaphase promoting complex subunit 11. Gene Ontology annotation, cellular component: nucleus; anaphase-promoting complex. Lineage: Eukaryota; Metazoa; Chordata; Lepidosauria; Squamata; Anolidae. Gene Ontology annotation, biological process: positive regulation of mitotic metaphase/anaphase transition; anaphase-promoting complex-dependent catabolic process; protein ubiquitination. Bases 622 to 876 code for a protein of 84 amino acids. The record is from RefSeq and is a predicted model, not a curated record. Gene Ontology annotation, molecular function: zinc ion binding; ubiquitin protein ligase activity; cullin family protein binding. The transcript has 3 exons.